Messenger RNA from Tachyglossus aculeatus (Australian echidna), 1890 nucleotides. It is a transcript of the gene PPM1G, whose product is annotated as protein phosphatase, Mg2+/Mn2+ dependent 1G. The record is from RefSeq and is a predicted model, not a curated record. Bases 74 to 1777 code for a protein of 567 amino acids. Gene Ontology annotation, biological process: protein dephosphorylation. The transcript is spliced from 10 exons. Lineage: Eukaryota; Metazoa; Chordata; Mammalia; Monotremata; Tachyglossidae. Gene Ontology annotation, molecular function: protein serine/threonine phosphatase activity; cation binding. Gene Ontology annotation, cellular component: nucleoplasm.
CCCGUUAGCGCCUCGCGCCCGCCGGCUUUCGCCUCAGAGACGGACGGGCCGCGCUCCCCUCAGCGUCGCCGCCAUGGGCGCCUACCUGUCCCAGCCCAACACCGUCAAGACCUCCGGGGACGGCCAUGGCCGAGGACCGGGAGGACCGGGAGGACCGGGAGGACCGGGAGGAGGAGGCCCCCCCCUGCCCUACGGCUUCUCCGCCAUGCAGGGCUGGAGGGUCUCCAUGGAGGAUGCCCACAACUGUAUCCCCGAGUUGGACAGCGAGACAGCCAUGUUUUCGGUCUACGACGGACACGGAGGGGAAGAAGUUGCUCUUUAUUGUGCCAAGUAUCUCCCCGAAAUCAUCAAAGACCAGAAGGCUUACAAGGAAGGCAAGCUCCAGAAGGCCUUGGAAGAUGCUUUCUUGGCUAUUGAUGCCAAACUAACCACUGAGGAGGUCAUCAAGGAGCUGGCCCAGAUCGCCGGGCGGCCUCCCGAGGACGAAGACGAAAAGGAGAAAGUAGCCGAUGAGGACGACGUGGACAACGAGGAGGCGGCAUUGCUCCAUGAAGAGGCCACCAUGACUAUUGAAGAGCUGUUGACACGCUACGGGCAGAACUGCCAUAAGGGCCCUCCCUGCAGCAAGGCGGGCCCCGGAGCAGGGCCAGGCGAGGAGCCGGGGUCCCGGGGUCUCAACGGCGAGGCGGGGCCCGAGGAGCCGCCCCCGGAGGAGAACGGGCCCGCAGCAGAGGGAGACGCAGGCAUCUCCUCCGGUCCGCAGCGCCGGGCUAGGGCCGAGGCGGACCGGGGCGACGAGCCCGCCGUCCCCUCCACCGGCGAGGCGGGGCCCUCCUGCUCUUCCUCCCCUGCCAAGCCUCCCCGGGCUGCCAAGUCCAAGUUCUUUGAGGACAGCGAGGACGAGUCGGAUGAGGCGGAAGAAGAGGAGGAGGAGGAGGACAGCGAGGAGUGCAGUGAGGAUGAAGAUGGCUAUAGCAGCGAAGAAGCGGAGAACGAAGAGGACGAGGACGAUACAGAAGAGGCGGAGGAGGAAGAGGAGGAGGAAGAGAUGAUGCUGCCUGGGAUGGAAGGCAAAGAGGAGCCCGGUUCAGACAGCGGCACCACGGCGGUGGUGGCCCUGAUCCGGGGGAAGCAGCUGAUCGUGGCCAACGCCGGGGACUCGCGCUGCGUCGUGUCCGAGGCCGGCAAGGCCCUGGACAUGUCCUACGACCACAAGCCCGAAGACGAGCUGGAGCUAGCCCGCAUCAAGAACGCCGGUGGCAAGGUCACUAUGGACGGGCGAGUCAACGGGGGCCUCAACCUUUCCCGGGCUAUCGGCGACCACUUCUACAAGCGGAACAAGAACCUCCCACCCGAGGAGCAGAUGAUCUCAGCGCUGCCCGACAUCAAGGUGCUGACGCUCAACGAGGACCACGACUUUAUGGUCAUUGCCUGUGACGGGAUCUGGAAUGUGAUGAGCAGCCAGGAGGUGGUGGACUUUGUCCAAGCCAAGAUCGGCCAGAGAGACGAGAACGGAGAACUGCGGCUGCUCUCCUCCAUCGUGGAAGAGCUCCUGGAUCAGUGCCUGGCGCCCGACACCUCCGGCGACGGCACCGGGUGCGACAACAUGACCUGCAUCAUCAUCUGCUUCAAGCCCCGCGGCCCGGCCGCCCUCUCGCCCGACGGCGGCAAACGAAGACUGGAGGAGGAGGAGGAGGAGGCGGCGGCGGCGGGGGGCCCCGACGGGGCCGAGGAGAACGGAACCGGCGACAACAGCAAGAAGGCCAAGCGGGAAUAGCCACCGUCGGCCGCUCGCGCUCCCAGACUGUUUCACCGAGCCCGCCGGACUUGAGGCCGACCGCGUCUCUGUCUUUUCUUUUAGCCUAGCAGCGGGGUCGGGGGGCGCGGGUG